AUGGAGCACCCAGCCCCUGUGCUCGUCGCGAUUCUCGCUGCAGCAGUGAAGAAGCUGCCCAAGUUGCCCACCCACUGCUGGCAGAAGGUGCACGCGUUUGUGGGCUCAGACUUCUUUCCUGAAGAUCCGGAAGGUUGUUUCCCAGUGCAGCCCCGUGCCAACCCAACGCCCGGCGUCCCAGGGGACGGUCGCCCCUCAGAUGCUUUGUGGUACGAACCAUCGACUACCUGCAACCGUCUCCCUGCCUUUGUGGCCGACCUUGUGAGGCCUGGCUGGGAAACAGCUGUGAGAUAUCCGACAAGGCUCUGCUGCGACACCCACUGGCGGCUGGAGUCUGAGCCCCGAACAAAGUUCUGGGCAGACAUGAUCCUCUUUGACUGGCAAGGUCUAAGUGACAGGACGCAUGUGGGUGAUUUUAUGUGGUGUCUGAGGAGAGAACAUGAUAAGCUCUUCGAGCUAGAUGUGCAAAGUGACAUGUUGGCUCAGUAUGAUGCCUACAUGUUCUACUUCUGCUGGUCUUGCAGCUGCUCCUUUGGUUUCGUUUGCAACCGGCUGGGGCAGCUCCAAGAAGCUCGGAUUCAGGAGCGUUUUCGGGUUGAGGAGAGACAGCGUUCCGUGGGCUAUGGUCUCAAAGAAUAUGACUGCUCCGUGCAGCGGCGCUUUGGGACUUUUCAGCAUACCCCUUUGGUCGUAGUUUCGCUCCCAGGCCCCUGCCAUUGUGGCGCAGAGCGCUGCAGUCGCCUGCCCACCCCAGCCGCCUCAGCGCAGGCCUUGGCCAAGAAGCUCGCCUGUCCUCUCAUCGAGGUGGGCGCAUCUGGCCUCCGGCCUGCAAUGGAGAGCCUCUGCGAGGAAGUGCAAAGGAUUGACGCUAUCACCAAGCUGGCACCGGUGCAAGUUCCGCGCAACGCUCGUAGAGACCCCACCUUGCACCUGGGGAGCUCCACUUAG
Molecule: messenger RNA, 948 nt
Organism: Symbiodinium pilosum
Lineage: Eukaryota; Dinophyceae; Suessiales; Symbiodiniaceae
Source: the annotation of a GenBank genome assembly